Messenger RNA from Quercus robur (English oak), 1469 nucleotides. RefSeq lists its product as uncharacterized. The coding region runs from base 112 to 1158 and encodes 348 amino acids. Lineage: Eukaryota; Viridiplantae; Streptophyta; Magnoliopsida; Fagales; Fagaceae. The transcript has 4 exons. The record is from RefSeq and is a predicted model, not a curated record.
CUCGAUAAAGUUGGACACUUUGUGAAUAAAUCUUCUUAAACACUAGAUUCAUUCAUUCUUUCAUACGGCACUCUUCACGUCGCAGAGAAUCGAAUCUAUAUCUUAGCUUAGAUGAUGUUUGGAGGCAAAGGCAUGGGAGGUGGAGCUGGAAGUGGAGGAAGCAUGUUAAGGAAUGUUGGGAGAGUGGUUUCUGCUGCAAGAACUGGUGUUCCUGCUUCUUCUGCUGAACCCAUUUCUUCUUCUUCUUCUAGGCCCAACACCCACACCCACACCCACACCCACACCCACACCCACAAGCCCAUUUCUCCCAAUUACCUUUCUCUCUCCUCCACUUCUCCUCCACAUAAUAAUACUCCCACUUCUGCAACUUCUGGGGUACCCACUACUCGGUCACCUUUUUCUCAGUCUCAGUCUCAGAGUGAUGAGUUUGAGUGGGUGUCUGUUGAUGGUAGUAAAGGUGAGAGAGUCAGACCACAUGGACAUGGACAUGGAAAUGGGUGUUUUGAUGAUUAUUUUCUUGGCCCUGUUCCUUCCAAGGAUGAAGUCCAAAAUACUGUCUCUGCCAUCCAGCAGGUUUUUGAGCCUCCCUCAUACUCCAAUCUCGUGAGGGACAAAUUUGCUUCUGAUUUGGAGAAGGAUGUUGCAGAUCAAGUUACAAGUCCCACUGGCUCAGAGUUAGACUGGGUGGAGCCCUCUUUUCAUCUAUGUAAUUCAAGAGUGUUGCAACCUCAUGGAUCCAACAAAGUUUAUGAUGCUUUUCAUAUGUUGCAGACUGAGCCAUCUGUUCAGAGAAUGGUCAUAUCAUUGUCAUCAGAUAAAGCAGUUUGGGAUGCUGUUCUGAAUAAUGAGGUGGUGCGGGAGUUUAAGGAGUCAUACUUUGCAGUUGAAAAUAAUGAACCACAGAGUCCAGAUGAGAGUUCUAAAGGAUCCAAUGAAGCAACCGGUGUAUUAAGUUGGAUUUUUGACAAUACCAAGGCUAAGGUCAUGGAAGUGUUUGAGAAAAUCACAAAGCUCGUGAAUGAAUUAUUUCCGUCCACUGAAAAUGAGAAGACCACAGCAGGAGCCUCCGAUCCCUUCCAGGAAAAGCUGAAGACUUCAUUCCUGCUUUCUGUUGUGGUCCUGUUGAUUGUGGUUGUGACUCGAGCCCACAAGGCUUGACCAUAAUUUGACGACUUGACAGUUAGUUUUCCCCGGUGGGUGACUUGUACAGAUAGAAGUUUCCCACUGGGUGUGUGCUAGCAUUAGUAGAGUUCCUUUGGCUCUGGUAAUGCUACUAAUGAACAAAGGACAUGGGGACCUCUCAGUUGGCAGGUUAUGUUGGCUGUCUUUAGUAUCUUACAUGUAAAUUUGAGGCUCAAAUGAUGGUUCCUCUAUUUUUAUGCUUGGAUAUGACUAUUGUCAAUCAAGGGGUCAUUGACUAGAUUUGCCUUAAACCAAAUUGAAUUAUGGGUAUUUUUUUUGUUUGUUAA